Messenger RNA from Anopheles coluzzii, 6272 nucleotides. RefSeq names its product integrator complex subunit 6 (gene IntS6). The record is from RefSeq and is a predicted model, not a curated record. Bases 783 to 5168 code for a protein of 1461 amino acids. Lineage: Eukaryota; Metazoa; Arthropoda; Insecta; Diptera; Culicidae. Gene Ontology annotation, cellular component: integrator complex. The transcript is spliced from 4 exons. Gene Ontology annotation, biological process: snRNA 3'-end processing.
CCCCCCUCCCGAGCAUUGUUGUGUCAAGACGUGAAAUGUCACAUUGCUCAGUGACGCAACUCACCUUCCUCAUACGCAUACACACCUUGGGUAACGCCGUCUAGCGAGCUUGGGAACCGUGCGGGCCUGCCUUUGACACGUACAGUGAAACGCGUAACGCCUGCCCGUGUGUGCCAGCGCUGGCCGAUAGGGGCAAUGAGUCGGACACAACGCACACAAUAAUACGGCCGAUUUGGACGAGAGCGCGCGCGCCCCGUGUUGCCAUUCUUCCGAACUUUUUGAAUAGAACGAAAGUCUUGUGUAACGUGUUGGCCCAGUGAAUGAAUUAUGAAUGUCUAGAAACGGCGGCGGCAGAGGGGGUCCACUCUGGAACGUUGUCUUGCGUAAACGGAACGCUCCUUGCGCGAAUAGAACACUUAGUACUGAAGACUGUUUGCUAUUUGAAAAAAAAGAAAAAAAAAACAUAACAGCGUAUGCUUGUCCGGUAACUGACGCGUUUGAAAGAAUCCGCCAUCAACCGCAAUCAACUUUGUCGUUCAGCCCGCCAACCGAAAAAGAAACACCUCCUAGGAGAGGGAGUUCCUCUGGAGCGUGAGCACCCCCCGUGCGAGCGUAUGACCGGUAGCAGAUAUUCCCGCCGUGCAGUGAAACCCAAAGCAAGCGGCUGUUAUCUGAGCGGCGGUGCGCCCCAACACGAGCAGGGCAAAUCCGGCAUGUCGUGCGGCGCACCGGGCAGAAGGUUCGCACUCGGCAGCAGGUUCGCAACCGGCACCAGCUAAAAGAUGACGAUCAUCGUGUUCCUGGUGGACACGUCCGCCUCGAUGUGCCAGCGGGCGCUGGUGAACGGUGUGCAGAAGACGUACCUCGACAUCGCCAAGGGUGCGGUGGAAACGUUCCUCAAGUUCCGGCAGCGAUCGCAGGACUGCAUGGGCGACCGGUACAUGCUGCUCACGUUCGAGGAUCCGCCGAACAACGUGAAGGCGGGCUGGAAGGAGAACCACGCCACCUUCAUGAACGAGCUGAAGAACCUGCAGAGCAACGGGCUGACGUCGAUGGGCGAGGCGCUGAAGAACGCGUUCGAUCUGCUCAACCUGAACCGGAUGCAGUCCGGCAUCGACACGUACGGACAGGGCCGGUGCCCGUUCUACCUCGAGCCGUCCGUGAUCAUCGUGCUGACCGACGGCGGUAAGUACGCGUUCCGGAACGGGGUGCACCAGGAGAUCAUACUGCCGCUGCACGCCCAGAUGCCGGGCACGAAGCUGACGAAGGAGCCGUUCCGGUGGGACCAGCGGCUGUUCUCGCUGGUGCUGCGCAUGCCGGGCAACCGGGUGGAGGAGCGGGCGGACGGGAAGGUGCCGCACGACGACUCGAUGAUCGAGAAGAUGUGCGAGGUGACCGGGGGCCGGUCGUACAAGAUCAAGUCGCACUACGUGCUGAACCAGUGCAUCGAGAGCCUGGUGCAGAAGGUGCAGCCGGGCGUGGUGAUCCACUUCGACCAGCUGAUCGCGAACGGGGGCGACGGGGGCGGCGCGUCCGAGCUGCAGUUCCAGUCGACCAAGCGCAUGAUCUACGUGCCGAAGCAGCACCCGUCGCAGAAGACGUUCCCGGUCGGCUACUGGCCGAUACCGGAGCCGUACUGGCCGGACCCGAAGCUGACCAGUCUGCCGCCGCGCGACGCCCACCCGAAGAUCAAGAUCAUCUCGCCGUGCUGCGACGAGCCGCAGGUACUGCGCAACUUCCCGAUCGACAAGUACGAGCUGGAGGCGAGCCCGCUCACGCUGCAGAUCCUGUCGAAGAAGGAGUCGAACAAGGUGUGGCCGCUGAUCGUGUCGACCGGGAUGCAGGGCGAGAUGCCGUUCGGCUACCUCAAGCCGAACAGCACGCUGCCGAUCGUGCACCUGUACGUGCUGCCGUACAACUACCAGAUGCUGCUGCCGCUGAUCAACGAUCUGUUUCACAAGUUCAACCUGAACCCGCCGAACGACUGGGUGUACAAGUUUACCAACUACGUCAAGACGAUCCCGCAGUACUACUGUCCGUUCCUGCGGCGGGCGCUCGCCACCACCCCGAACGUGCCGUACCAGCUGGUUCAGUACAUACUGCCGGAGAAUCUCGACAGCUACCUGUGCCCGGCGGUGGCCAACUAUCUGAAGCAGAUGAAGAACACGGCCAAGCAGGACCAGGAGAAUCUGUGCCUGCGCGUGCUCAAGCAGCUGAAGCAGCCGAAACCGGCCUACCAUCAGCUCGAGACGGCGAAGCUGACCGGCGGCCAGCAGCUCAAGCGCGACAUCGUGACGCACCCGAUGCUGAAGGACACGUUCACCAAGAUGCACAUGGAGAUUGCCAGCUUCGACAGCUACACGAUCGUGAUACCGUCGAUCAUACAGACGGCGGCGACGAAAAACUACCGCAACCCGUACGACAUUCCGCGCCGCGACCUGAUCGACGAGAUUGCCCGGAUGCGGGAGAACUUCUUCCACCUGCCGACGAGCGGGAUCCACGUGUUCACCAAGGAUUCGGGCCACUGUCUGCCGAUCUCGGACAUGGGCAACUACCAGGAGUAUCUGAAGAACAAGGAGACGCCGCUCCGCGAGCUCGAGCCGACGAACGUGCGGCAGCACAUGUUUGGCAACCCGUACAAGAAGGACAAGAACAUGGUGAUGGUGGACGAGGCGGACCUGAACGAUCUCGCCCCGAUGAAGGCGAGCGGGCUGCCGGGCCCGCACCCGGGCAGCAGCCACAUGAAGAAAAGCCUCGAGCAGGGCACGGUGACGCGGGUGAGCCGGAAGCGCAAGGCGGGUCCGAUCCGGAAGGACUACGUGUUCAAGCGGUCCGCGAUGGAGCUGGCCAGCAGCAGCAGCAGCAGCGGCAGCAGCAGCGCGUCCGGCUCACUGUCGGGGGACGAGUCGAGCAUCGGCGACCCGCUGCUGACCGACGACGAGAGUGGUUCCGAGCUUAGCGGGUCCGGCAGCGACACCGAGGACGAUACCGAGGGCUGCCUGGUGAUGGCGCUCGACCCGCUCGACGACCCGCCCGGGGAGCUGGUUGUGCCGAACCACCACCGCGAGCCCCUGCCCGAGGGGGCCGGUGUGGCUGGGGGAGCGGCGGCGCCAACGGAAGCCACGGCGACGACGGCGACGGCGGCAGCACCGGGCGGAACUGGAGCGCACCCAAGCAUGGCGGAGGUGGCGGUGGCCGAGGUGAAGGUGGUAAUACGCCGUGCCGGCUCGCCUGGCAUCGUCGGCGAGAAGGAGCAGUCCCGAGCGGACGAAAGCGUCGCUUACUCGCCCAAAAAGCAAACGCACGAGCAGCAGCAGCAGCCCGACAGUAAGGUUGGUGCGCACGUGGCCGAAGCGGAGCCGGCAAAGAAGGUAGACAGGGACGCAACCGAGCCGGUGAGUGUGGACGGUGCGGGAGAGCGAGACGACGGGAAGAAGGAGAGCCUGCUGGUUGAGAGGGAGGAGACCGACGUCUUGGAGGAGAUGGAGCAGGAGGGCGAGGAGACGGCCGAGACAAACGUGCGGCAAGCGGAGCAAGUCGCGGAGCAGGCAAUUGCACCUAGACCGGACGGCAGCACGGACGGUGGGGUGAAACCGCACAUCGAGCUUACGGAACAAAGGGAGCGCAUGGUGGUGGAGCAGGCCGAGCAAGCGGCGGAAGAAGCGAAUGUACCGAUGGGAGCGCUGGGAGAGGAGCAGGCGGCGGCGGAUGGGGCUGCACCGCCACGCCCGGAAAGCGUCCAGGCGGACGAUCAUAUCGACACGAGCCACGAGCGGGUACGAGCGGAAGCGGAGCAAAGUGCGGCGGUACGGUUACAAGCGGACCAGACGGUGCAGCCGUCGCCGAGUGCGGCCGCGGAGGAGCCAGCGCACAGCGACGCAAUGGAAGUGGACGCGGAGCCUGAUCGGGCUGCGGUGGAGCCAGCACUACGGGCGGAGGAGCCGAAGCAAGCGGCGGAUCCGCUGGCUGAGCCUACCAAGUCGCUGACGGAGCCCGCAGUUUCGGAGCCCGCGCCCCAGCUACAAGCACAGCCGCAAGAGCAGCGGCCAACGUCCCGCCAUGCGUCGGUAGUGCAGUGGGGGAUGGAGGCGAGUGCGGCGGACGCAGCGGACGUACUGCGGAUGCAGGAGCAGGAACAGCAGGAGCAGCAGCAGGAGCAACAACAGCAAGAGCAGCAACAUGAGCUGCAGCAGGAGGAGCAACAGGAGGAGCAGCAGCAGCAGCAGCAGCAACAAAUGCACGAGCAACGGCCAGCGGCACCGUCCCGCCAUCCGGCGGUAUCGCAAUGGAACCUCGAGGCCGGCAACGACCUGACGGAUGUGCUGAAAAUUUCCAACAUCCUCAAAACCUGCCACAACGGUAGCGACAGCGACCGCGGCAAGGACGGCCAUUACGAUGACGGACCGCCGACCGACCGGCCGACCGUCAUCAGCAGUACGAACAGUGGCGGUGCGCACCAGGCGGGCGGAGGCACUGCCCCCGAUACCGAGCCGGUGAUGGUGCUGGCGAACGGGCUCGUCUCGGCCGCGAUGAACGGCGGGUGUGACGGUGCGGUGCAGCCGACGCUCAACUGGUACUACCCUCACGCGCUCUACGCGUGCGUCGAGGACGAGCAGGAGCUGGAGCGCAUCGAGGAGACGAACCUGCGGACGCGCUCGAUCGUGUACCGCGACAUCCGGCGGCCGGGCCGGGACUACGCCCAGCUGCUCAAGCAUCUCGAGCUGGUGGAGGGCAGCCGAGCGACGCGCAAGCACUUCGUGGACGCGUGCGUGCAGGAGGCGCGCCGGUUCCGGCGCCACCGGAUGGUGGAGUGCAUACAGGAAUGGUGGGCCCGGUCGCACGCGGCAACCGGCAUGAAGCGGUCGCGCCACAAGCAGCAGCAGCAGCAGCAGGAGGGCGACGGCGGUUCGACCAACACGUACUACGCGUACGGCAACAGCGACGGGCUGCUGGAGGACGAGCAGGAGCACGCCCUCACGCCGGACAAUCUGUUCUUUGCGCACGAUGCCGGCGCGUCCGCGUACGGCAGCAGCAGUGAGACGUACCGCAGCACGACACCGCCGGGUGCGGCCGCCUACCUGAACAACAGCAUCGGCGGCCCGUACGGGACCAUUGAAUUUAGUCAUAACAAUCACUUUGCGGAGGCGGUGCACGUACCGUUCUCCUAGCUCGUUGGUGGAGCGGUGCAUCCGCGCACCACCCUUUAGUUUCAUUCGUUUGCGACGCCAGUCAACGCCAGUAUCAACUAAUGCAGCCGGUUUCGGGCAGGGUUUGACGCGGCGGCUUGGUGCAAUAGUUCCAAUCAAUCCAGUGCAAUAUUAUUGCAAUAAUUCUGUGGCGGUGCGGCAACGCUCCUGCAUUGCCAACCGCCUGCAGCGAUUCGGUACAUUGCACCGGUCGGUUUGUCUGUGAAACGCCCCGGCCCACUGCGCCAAGGGAUGACUGCGCCAGACGGAGAAAUGCUCAGUAUGUUUGGUUUAUUGUGUGCGAGUUGCUUUACUAUAAUUUUACUUUUAAACUUUUGCGUUUCUGUAGGCGUACACCGUAACAGGCGCUUUUUUUAUUCGUUUCUUUUUUCUUCCCCUACCCCCCUUUCCCCUUCUUGAUUGUGCUUGAAGUGCUCCACACCAUUGAAGCAAUCACGCCCUUAUUAUAAAUGACUCGAAACCCUCCCCGCUAUCGGGCUUGGUGGUAUCGUCUUAUCGCUAAUAGUGAUGGGAGCGCUGUGGAGCGGCUACGAUUCCGAGUGGGUCACAGUCGGAGCUGGGCGUGGAACCACUCCGGCCAGCUCCGAACGAUGCCGACCGAACGUACGCUCCCGAGCCGAUUCCAGCAUGUUGGGAGUUGGGAGGAGCGGAUUUUUGGCUUUUGCUUUGCGAACAGUACCCUCGCCCUCCCUUCACGGUAUCCCUGUACUGGCUGGCUAUCAGUGACUUAAUAAUCGAUCCUAUACAGCCGGCUAGCUAGUUCUGUGCGCGCGGUAACGCCCUGCUGAGCGAGCUGUACAGCUCGAAAGAGGAUGAGUGUUGCCGUGCCGCAGAACGAGGUAAUAUACGAAGCAAUAUACAAACUGUGUAAUAUGUUUUCCAUUUUUGGUUGAUGCCCCGCCCCCCGAUUUUAAUACGUCUUUUAACUUUAUUUUUAUACGUCUUUUAACUAAGUGUAGCGUUAACUUAAACAGUACUUUUAUGUAUCAUUCUUUGGAUCGCUGUACGCUAUCAAAGACCUAGAAAGGAAAAAAAUAGAACAAUAAGCUAAAAUUACUACAUCUA